Molecule: messenger RNA, 1569 nt
Organism: Peniophora sp. CBMAI 1063
Lineage: Eukaryota; Fungi; Basidiomycota; Agaricomycetes; Russulales; Peniophoraceae
Source: the annotation of a GenBank genome assembly
AUGGACGCGUCCCCAUCUUCAGACUCAAGACCGAACAAACGCAAGCUUCAGGAUGCCUUUAUCAGCCUAGAUGACGCUGUUGCGAACUCAGGUCCAGUGCCAAAGCGUCAGAACACCAUCAAGUCGCUAUAUUCCUCUCUAUCAAAGUACGGUGGUAUCAAGUCGAAGGAUGAGGCAGCGUCCACUAGUAAAUCUGGCGAUCUCUCAAAGGCACCGCGUCUGGCCGCACUUUUGGCACGCACGGCAACCAAGACUCGGAAGCCCUUCAACUUCGCACGACGGCCAUCGAAUAUUGCCCAUGAUUACCGGCCUUCCUCGACCGCGUCUUUCCUUGCGCGGCUGGAGACGUACAAACUUAAUACCUACUCGAACAAGCCUCCGGAGAUCGAUGCAGUCGCAGCGUCGAAGUGUGGAUGGGUGAACGACGGGAAGGAUAGGUUGAAGUGUGGGUUAUGUGAUGCGUCAUGGGUGGUCGUAGGGCGGGAGAAGAUGAACAAGGAUGCGGCGGCCACCCUCGUCAAGAAGCAACGGGUUCAGCUCAUAGAGGGGCACAAAGAUGGAUGUCCCUGGAGAGUCCGGCAAUGCGACGCUGACGUAUAUCGUGUUCAACUACUUGCACCCGCUAUGAUGGCUAAGGACAUCAAGUCUCGCGCCCUGCAGCUUGAACCUCUCCUGGAGGAUAUCGAGAUUAAGCACCCGCUCGUUUCAAGCCAAGUUUCAUCCCUGCUGAAAGUAUUGGCAUCUGUCAAGACAACCGACUUCACGUUCAGCAUGGACGUGGAUGGCUCUGAACCAACUCAGCAAGCGCCUCCGGCUCUUGAACCUCAGCCAAACCAAGCUGCAGCCCUGGCAGCCCUGUUCGGCUGGUCAAUUGCCCCUCCAAUGCCAGUACCAGCUGCGACGCCCUCUCGUCCCGGUACACCUGCCCGUUCUCGCGCAGGUUCGGUCGCCCCAGGCGCUCCUGUGACACCGCGUCGCCCUUCGCAUCUAGCGGCGCGCGGAGCCUCUCCGGUACCAGCCACGCCGCCACUUCUUAGCCGUCUAAGCUCUCGACUUCUCAGUACGCCUCGCGCCAGCGCUGCACCGGAACAUCAAUCAAAGAUGCUCUACUGCGCGAUGUGCCACCGCCGGUUGGGUCUAUGGGCGUCAGGCGCAUCUCUCCUUACACCGACGGCCUCAGUGCCUUCACCGGCUUCGCGGCAGGUGGAUGUCCUCAAGGAGCACAGGCCGUACUGUCCUUACGUCACGCGUUCCGCAAACAUACCAACCCUCCCUGUCGCAUCAUCUGCUACACCGGCGUCAACUAGCAGCGUAGCCGGGCUCGCGAACAGUAGUCUAGUUGAGGGAUGGCGCGCCGUGUUGACCGUCGUACUGCGCCAUCGUUCUGCCACCGGGCCAAGGACGUCUCAAGAUUCUACGGCUGAUGUCUUUGGACCUACUGGCAACACUGCCAGCGCCCAAAGCGAGCGCGACGUGGAGAUGGCCGACCCCGUCCAAGCCAUGGUAGCUGACGUCAAGAGUAAAGGGGGGCGCGAGUUGUUGAAGUACGUCAAGGGACUUCUGGCGUAA